AAAAAUCGCCUGGUCUGUGGAGCUCUGCUGGGCUUGGUGCCUUGCUCUUUAACUGAGACUGGAGACAGACGGAAACAGCCACAGGGCAGACUGAGGUGGCCGAGAUGUUCAGUCAGGGCCCCAGGACCCCAGCUUCAGGCUGCUACUAUCUAAAUUCCAUGACACCUGAGGGCCAGGAGAUGUACUUGCGAUUUGAUCAGACUGCGAGACGCUCUCCUUACAGGAUGAGCCGGAUUCUAGCACGCCAUCAGCUAGUGACUAAAAUUCAACAAGAAAUUGAGGCGAAGGAAGCAUGUGACUGGCUCCGUGCUGCUGGGUUCCCACAAUACGCUCAGUUGUAUGAGGAUUCUCAAUUUCCCAUCAACAUUGUGGCUGUCAAGAAUGAUCAUGAUUUUCUUGAAAAGGACCUUGUAGAACCUCUUUACAGACGACUAAAUACAUUGAACAAGUGUGCCUCAAUGAAACUUGAUGUGAACUUCCAAAGGAAAAAGGGUGACGACUCAGAUGAGGAAGAUCUCUGCAUCAGCAACAAAUGGACUUUCCAAAGAACCAGCCGCCGGUGGUCUCGCGUGGACGACCUGCACACACUGUUCCCCGGAGGAGACAGACAUGGGUCAUCGGGAGACAUUAGGAUGAGAAACACCACGAGCAGUGAAAGCGUCCUCACCGACCUGAGCGAGCCCGAGGUCUGCUCCAUUCACAGUGAAAGCAGCGGAGGGAGUGACGGCCGCAGCCGGCCAGGCAGUGGCCACAGCACCGGCCGGGCGCCCUUUGACUGCCCCGGCCAGCCCUGCCCCGACAGCCCGGUCAUGCUGGACGCCACAUUCGUCAGCGGCAGCCUCCCGCAGUCCCCCAGAGACGCUGUCAGCUACCCAAAGAAUGAGAAACACACCAGGGCCAGAGCCAAGUCAUUUUUGAAGCGCAUGGAGACUCUCAGAGGGAAGGGGGCACACGGAAGGCCCAAGGGGCCGGGGCGGACCGGGGGCUUGGUGAUCAGCGGGCCUGUGCUGCAGCAGGAGCCGGAGGCCUUCAAGGCCAUGCAGUGCGUCCCCAUAACGAACGGAGAUCUCCGGAGCUCGCCCCCCACUGCCUGCCCCAAAGGGCUCCUGAGCACCAGCAAAUGGAGCGGGGCGAGCAGCCAGUCGGAAAAGAGCAGCAGUGGCGUGAGCAUGCCCGGCCUGAAGGAACGAAAAUGCCAGGAGGCCAACAAGCGCGGGGGCAUGUACUUGGAAGACCUGGACGUGCUGGCCGGGACAGCACUGCGGGAUGCCGGCGACCGAAACCACACACACGAGUUCCAUUCCCAGGAGAACUUGGUGGUGCACAUCCCCAAGGAUCACAAACCGGGAACGUUCCCCAAGGCACUCUCUAUCGAAAGCCUCUCACCAACAGACAGUAGCAAUGGGGUUAACUGGAGGACCGGCAGCAUCUCCCUGGGCAGACAGCAGGGCCCCGGGGCCAGGGAGCCCAGGCUCAUGGCAUCCUGCCACAGAGCAAGCAGAGUCAGUAUCUACGACAACGUCCCGGGCUCCCAUUUGUACGCCAGCACAGGAGACCUUUUGGACUUGGAGAAAGAUGACCUCUUCCCCCAUUUAGAUGACAUUUUGCACCAUGUCAAUGGGCUCCAAGAGGUAGUGGAUGACUGGUCAAAAAAUGUCUUGCCUGAACUGCAAACACAUGAUGCAUUGGUUGGAGAACCCGGCUUAUGCCCCUUCCCAUCUCCUAAUCAGAUCACCUUAGACUUCGAAGGCAACUCUGUCUCGGAAGGUCGGACAACACCCAGUGAUGUGGAAAGAGAUGGAACAUCUCUUAAUGAGUCGGAGGCCACUGGGGUCCGAGAGAGGAGGGACUCUGGUGUAGGGGCCUCUCUGACCAGGCCAAACAGGCGACUCCGAUGGAACAGUUUCCAGCUCUCGCACCAGCCUCAGGCGUCCACCGCGCCGCACAUCAGCAACCAGACGGCCGGCCAGCUGAACCUGCUCCAGCGCUUCUCACUGCUUCGCCUCACGGCCAUCAUGGAGAAGUACUCCAUGUCCAAUAAACACGGCUGGACGUGGUCAGUUCCAAAGUUCAUGAAGAGGAUGAAAGUUCCUGAUUACAAAGACAAGACUGUCUUUGGUGUUCCUCUCAUAGUUCACGUCCAGAGAACGGGACAGCCCCUGCCUCAGAGUAUUCAGCAAGCACUCAGAUACCUGCGUAGCAACUGCCUCGAUCAGGUGGGUCUUUUUCGAAAAUCGGGCGUGAAAUCUCGAAUCCAUGCGUUACGUCAGAUGAACGAGAACUUCCCCGAGAAUGUCAGCUAUGAGGACCAGUCUGCGUAUGACGUGGCGGAUAUGGUCAAACAGUUCUUCCGGGACCUCCCGGAGCCUCUUUUCACCAACAAGCUCAGCGAGACCUUCCUCCACAUCUAUCAGUAUGUCCCCAAGGAGCAGCGGCUGCAGGCAGUGCAGGCUGCCAUCCUACUUCUGGCCGAUGAGAGCAGGGAGGUCUUGCAGACGCUGCUGUGCUUUCUCAAUGACGUGGUCAACUUGGUGGAGGAGAACCAGAUGACACCCAUGAAUCUUGCCGUGUGUCUGGCCCCCUCCCUCUUCCAUCUUAAUUUGCUGAAGAAGGAAAGCUCCCCCAGAGUCAUACAGAAGAAAUACGCCACCGGGAAGCCAGAUCAAAAGGACCUCAGUGAGAACCUGGCCGCCGCGCAGGGGCUUGCCCACAUGAUCACAGAAUGCGACAGACUGUUUGAGGUCCCGCAUGAGUUGGUAGCCCAGUCCCACAACUCAUACAUGGAGGCUGAGAUCCACGCUCCAACUCUGGAAGACCUGGGGACCCAGCUGGAGGAGAGCAGGGCAACUUUCCAUAUGUACCUGGAACAUCUUGUCCAGGGCCUCCAAAAAGAAGCCAAGGAGAAGUUCAAAGGUUGGGUCACGUGCUCCAGCACAGACAACACAGAUCUUGCUUUCAAAAAGGUGGGAGACGGGCACCCGCUGAAGCUGUGGAAGGCCUCUGUGGAGGUAGAAGCACCCCCCUCCGUGGUUUUGAACCGUGUGCUGAGAGAGCGCCACCUGUGGGAUGAGGAUUUUGUGCAGUGGAAGGUUGUGGAAACCCUGGACAAGCAAACAGAAAUCUAUCAGUAUGUGUUGAACAGCAUGGCCCCCCACCCUUCCCGAGACUUCGUGGUUCUCAGGACCUGGAAGACUGAUUUGCCCAAAGGCAUGUGUACCCUGGUGUCCCUCUCUGUGGAGCACGAGGAAGCCCAGCUCAUGGGCGGUGUGCGGGCCGUGGUGAUGGAUUCUCAGUACUUGAUAGAACCGUGCGGCUCUGGCAAAUCGAGACUGACCCACAUCUGCAGGAUAGACCUGAAAGGUCACUCCCCAGAGUGGUACAAUAAGGGCUUCGGACAUCUGUGUGCAGCGGAAGUUGCCAGGAUUAGAAACUCUUUUCAGCCCCUCAUUGCUGAGGGUCCAGAAACUAAAAUCUGAGUUUUCCCCAGUGUGACAUCAAACUCAGGGAAGAGGAAGUGAACGGAAACACUUGCGGGAGAGAGUGUGCUUGUGAGAAAGCAAGAGAGAGAGAGAGAAAGAGAGACUGAGUGACAUGGUUAAUGCUUUUAAAAAUGGAAACACUGAGGAGUCAGAAUGUUGAAGAUGCAAGAAUUUCUGAGAACUUUCCUAGCCCUCCUGGAGAUGGCUACAUCCCUACUAAUAUAAUAUUUUUAAAAAUCAGAACAUUUAUCUAUGUUACUUAAAAUUAAAUGGAUUAUUCCUUGUGCAUUGCCUAAUUUGCUAUUUAAAGGCUUCUAAGAAGCGUAUUCUUAACUGUAAAUAAAUGUAUGUAUAGCAUAUGUACAUAUGUGUGUAUAUCUCUAUCUUUAUUGUAUAUAUGUACAAUACCAAUUUUAUAUAUAUUUGCGUCUUUUGAAAAGGAACGCGUCUGACUCAGUGAGUCCCUUCCUCACUCACGUGGUUCUUUCCAAGUUCCUCUGGGCCCAUCCCCCCACUGUCCUGUAAGCGGAGCAGAAUCUGCUGCUAACACCAAGGUGUGAAAAUGUGUAGUCUGUCAGUCUGCCCUGAUGUUUAACCAAAGAUUAGCAAACCAAAGGAAAACAACAUUCAAAGGUUCUUAUGUGUUGUCAGUUUGUGUUAUUCAAAAACGGAGCAUGGAGUGUUGGAUAAAGCCAGGAAAAGAAUACUUACUCCUCUUAAAAGCACAGAAGCGGGGAAGAAGUUGUGACCAAAGGGAAGGCUGGGGGACCAGUUGCCCAUGGACCCAGCCAGAUGCAGCUUCAGGGACAUGUCAGAUGCCCACGGGCCACUGGAGUCAGCACAAGCUGACUGAAAGAAACUUUAUUUCCCUGCUGGUUAGAGCCAAAUAGCGUAGCCUUUGCAUAUUCACAGCCAAAGGGAGCCUCUGUGUUUUAUCAGGUUUUCAUAGAUACAUUUCACCAUGUUCUUAAAUGUCACUCUAUAUGACCAGUGCCCUGUUUGGUCACAGUUAAUUGGCAUUUUCUUACCAAUAUAUUGCACUGAAUUGAACUCUGGAAGCCAGGCAAGGGGAGGCGAUGUCAUUCGAGAGUCCUGGACCAUCACAGUUUCAGGGAAUUCUUAUUUUGCUCUAUACGAUGCUCUUCAUUCAAGUUUUGCAAUUUGAAAGACAGGGUUUUAAACUAACAGUAAGACCAAAACUAUGCUCUGCAAUUAG
Molecule: messenger RNA, 4695 nt
Organism: Odobenus rosmarus divergens (Pacific walrus)
Lineage: Eukaryota; Metazoa; Chordata; Mammalia; Carnivora; Odobenidae
Gene: STARD13
Product: StAR-related lipid transfer (START) domain containing 13
Exons: 14
Coding region: 105-3476 (1123 amino acids)
Biological process (GO): regulation of Rho protein signal transduction; signal transduction; actin cytoskeleton organization
Molecular function (GO): lipid binding; protein binding; GTPase activator activity
Source: RefSeq, a predicted model, not a curated record